AUGCGGCGGUGGAGCUUUGCAGCGGUGCCGGAUCCCUUCCAGGGUAUUAAGCAGAUCGGUGUUUUCGGUUGGGGUUCUCAGGGACCUGCUCAAGCUCAGAACUUGAGAGAUUCUCUAGCUGAAGCAAAGUCUGAUAUUGUGGUCAAGAUUGGGCUAGGAAGGGGUCCCGUUCUUUUGAUGAAGCUCGCGCAGCUGGCAGAUAAUUAUGAGAAAAUAUUCUCACACAUGAAACCAAACAGCAUACUAGGUCUUUCCCACGGUUUCCUUCUGGGGCAUUUGCAGUCAGUAGGACUUGACUUUCCUAAGAAUAUCAGUGUAAUUACUGUUUGCCCGAAGGGAAUGGGCCCAUCAGUAAGGAGACUUUAUGUUCAAGGCAAAGAGAUAAAUGUGGAGGUUAGACCAGGCAAGUCAAGCCUUCUAGCUGCAAUUCUUGGAGAAAUUCCAACUGUGCAGCGGUAUGUUGAAAGAGAAGAUGGCAAGCUUGCACAAACACGCAAGGAAUGGAAAAACAAAAAAACCCAGAAAGGAGCAGAGCAAUGCUCUGAUACCAAUUAG
Molecule: messenger RNA, 555 nt
Organism: Argentina anserina (silverweed cinquefoil)
Lineage: Eukaryota; Viridiplantae; Streptophyta; Magnoliopsida; Rosales; Rosaceae
Product: ketol-acid reductoisomerase, chloroplastic-like
Exons: 3
Coding region: 1-555 (184 amino acids)
Biological process (GO): L-valine biosynthetic process
Cellular component (GO): chloroplast; mitochondrion
Molecular function (GO): ketol-acid reductoisomerase activity
Source: RefSeq, a predicted model, not a curated record